Messenger RNA from Sycon ciliatum, 1712 nucleotides. RefSeq names its product DDRGK domain-containing protein 1-like. Gene Ontology annotation, cellular component: secretory granule. Lineage: Eukaryota; Metazoa; Porifera; Calcarea; Leucosolenida; Sycettidae. The coding region runs from base 154 to 873 and encodes 239 amino acids. The record is from RefSeq and is a predicted model, not a curated record. The transcript has 5 exons.
AUCGUACACGUUUCUGUUUACACUUUGAGUUUUGUUUACAAAGCUGGGAAGUGAAAACUUUCUACACCAGUCCUCAGUUUCCGAUCCAGGUUGCACCUAAGCCUUGCAAAAGGUAUUUGUAGACCUUGAAUUUACCAUGCAGUCCUGUCUCCAAUGAGCAUUACAGCCAUGCUGCGUGCGUUGCGUGCACUGCUCUACAAAGUGUUCCUCAUCUCACUGAUCUGUAAAUUUGUGACACGUCUGAAGCGGAUCCUGGGCAUCAAGGGUUCGUCGUCCACGGGCGCGGACUUGUUUCCGACAUCGUCCAAAACCGCAUUAUCUGGAGGGUCUUCAGCUGGUGGUGGUGGCGAGGAAGAUGCGAAUGAGGAUGGAGGUGACUGGGGUUCAUGGGAUAAUCAAGAGCCUUUCUCCAUUGAGGUGACAGGUCAGAAAUCAGAAGCAGAGGCCAAGGUUUACUCGAGCAAAGCGAAGCCGCCUCCAGAGCCGGAACCCGAACCAGAUGUCGACUUCUUCACAGAUAUGGAGCCAGUCAUUCAGAAGGCUGCGCAGCAGAAACUGCGUGUGAAGUCACGGAAUGGCGGCGGUGCAUCAUCCGCACAGGCAAAUCGUUUUGCCUUCCAAGAUCCAACACCACCACCGGCCGAGCUGGAGGCGUGGGAUGAUGACGAGGAAGGGGGCCCCACGUCGGCAUGGGAUGAAGACGUUCUGGACGACUCCGAAGCGGAGGCCAUCAGUGCCGAGGCCAAGAAGCAGAAGCGCGAGGUGGAGCGACAGCGGCGACAGCUGGAGCGUGACCAGCGCCGUCAGCAGCAGGAGCAGAAGCGGCAACAGGAGCAGCUGCAACGCAAGCAGCUCGGCAUGAAGAUCUCAUAGUUGUGUCGACGCUACCCGACUUGCCGAUGAUGUUGCUCGGCAAUAGCCCUUCGCAGCUGAUUGUUACCCUGGCGUGGGGGCAUAUGCCUGCGGGCAAUGCUGUAAGUGGAGUUUGUACUGAUUGUGGUGAUCAUACUGCUGCUGCCUGCUACCCGUGUUCCUAGCAACUACAACUUGAGAAAGUGAUGUAUUCGUGUGUCGGCAACGCAGUGGUGCUUGAGUGAUCCAUUGAUGAAUGCCGCCUCAUCUAUCGCCACCACCACCGCUUUCUCGUCGCUGCUGGUUAAUAGUGCUUGGUCGUUCUGUUGCCAGCUCUUAUGAUGCUGUACUCGGAGCUGGUAUGUUAUACCGCCGGGAGCAUGAUCUCGAGAUGGCCAGCGCCCUCUGAGUAGCUCCAGUCAACCGCUCCGCACUAACAGUAACGCCAUCGCUGUACAAAUAUUAGUUGAGAAAAGGGAAUACGUGCUUUUAACGAAAUAUCAGCUUUUUCUCCCUGCUGCCGAUGCCACUAAUGUACAUUUUGCAGAUUUUAUUUUAUUUUGCACAAAUUGCGCUUAACUCAAUCCAAUUUGCUCGCUUUCAAUGUGUGUGUGUGUGUGUGUGCAUGUGUGUGUGUGUGUGUGUGUGUGUGUGUGUGUGUGUGUGUGUGUGUCAGUGUACAUAGGCCAGUCAUAGGGUGCACGUUGGCCAACUUCAUUUCAAGCGAAAUGUGUAUUAACGUGCACAUUGCUGCCUGCUUCAACAUCACGUUUCCUUAAGCAGUUGACUUGCUAUUUCGUGCCGUUUCACUUUUUGGGUCUAUGUACAGCCAAGUUAUCUGUAAAGUGUUUUGCUCUUUU